AUGCGGCGCUCUCUAGAGGGCAGUUUGAGGGACCUCUGGAAGAUACGGUUGAGGUCGCGGUCCUCUCUGUUGCUGCUCGUGCUGCUGCUACUGCAGCAGCAGCAGCCGUCAGCGGCGUUUGAUGAUGUUGUUGGGACCCCUACUGCUUCUGUUCCCACUGGUAGAAAUCUUUCGGGGGCGGGAACCUCUGUGCAUGCGCACCUCGACGGAAAUGCUCUGGGGAAAGAAGGCCACAGUUGGGGUCCUACUAAUGAAGAUAGUUUAUCAUUUGGCGGUUCUAAUAGCAUACGUAAUCAUCUCUGGAACUAUUCGAGGCCUCCGAGAGGGCGCAGGGGGCCCCUAGGCGGUACUUCUGCAGUGGCUGCAGCAGCAGCUGCUGCUUCUCUGCUAGUCGUCGUGUUUCUGCUGCUCUCUUGCGGUGUUUAUAUCUCCCGCAACACGAAGUUAGCCUCGGCCUGGGGCCACCAAAGGAGCCUCUCAUCCCGAGAGGGUGAAGGACCCUGUGAAGACACUGACGGAGAAACAGAAACAGAAGGAGCAGUAGCAGGAGCAGCAGGAGGAGGAGAAGAAGCAUCAGGCGAAGCAGAUGCAGAGGCAGGAGGAGAAGGAGCAGCAUCAGGCGAAGCAGAUGCAGAGGCAGAAGGAGACGCAGAGCCAGGAGGAGGAGCUACAGGAGAGCUGGACCUCUGGGAACCGCAGAGGACUCCUCGAACACCUUUGCUGUGGCCUCGAGGCCCCGGCGAAACAAUCGGGUAUUGUCCCUUUCUGGGAAAAUGGUGGAGUUGCUGGAGUGAGUUGGUCAAUUACUGCCGGACGCGUUGCAGUAGCCUCGCUUUAGGCAGGUCACGGACAGUAGGGAUGACUGUUUUGAAGCUUGCUUUAGUUGAAGUAGUAGCAAUGACGCCUUUCUCCACUUCAGGGGAAGAGACUUCAAGGCAGAAGGCAAUUGAGGCCUGCAUACGUUUUGCAGACGCUUUGGGUGCCCGUUCCGAAAUGGAUCGGCAAGAAACUAUUGUCUUGGACGGCCUGCGUUCAGUUUUUGAGCGUAUGCACGACAGGGGAAAUUCCCCUACCGUCCGGGUAACCCACAGGGCGGGCCAAUUAAAGAAUACUAUGCCCCUAGCAGCAGCUGCACUGGCGGCAGCGGGCACUAGUGUAAACACUUUGUUCCAGUCCGUGGCAGGCGACCCACCAGUUCUUCCCCUUGCUGGAAUUGCACAGUUGACCGCGGAGGUGGGGGCCGUCACUACGGAGAGGAUCGUCCACACUCUGGGAAGUCCGGCUUCGGGCAAGCUGCUGCGUUACAUUCAGGGUCUUCAUGGUGAAGGGUUUUUAUUUACUAACGUACACGUGGAUCUUUCCAACGCACCAGGGGACGAAAGAGACACCAGAGAGAAGGCAGAAGCCAUCAAAAGAGCAGCAGACGCAGCUGGUAAACAUGCCAGAAGACACUACAAAAAGAAUAAGCAUGACCAGCACACAGGGCAACGAGCAGACGCUUUUCCCGGAGAUGCAUUACACCGUCGCGAUAGAGGCCCUGAUCCUGUUGCUGCUCGUAGAGGCGGUAGAGGAGAACCCGAGGGAGCGGAGCUCGGGUUGCGCUGGGGUGACCAGCGCCAGGAACAAGAAGUUGCUUUGCCUGCUGCAGAGAGGCCCGAACCGUACCCGCUUCCAGGGGAUGCAGUGCCAGGACCCCAAGCAGCAACACAAUGGCAGCUCGUACAAGGACCACAAGGGCCAAGGCCCGACACCGUCCCGAGAGCCAUUCCUCCACAUUUUCCCCCCAUGCAACCCGUCCCCGUUGUCGUGGGAGUGCCUGUUGCUCCGCCGCCAGUACUUUUGCUCGUCCCCCAUCCUCAGAGGCCACCGCACCCAGGGCCUUGGGGGCUUCAACAGCAGCACACUGGACGCCAGGAACAAGAAGUUGCUUUGCCUGCUGCAGAGAGGCCCGAACCGUACCCGCUUCCAGGGGAUGCAGUGCCAGGACCCCAAGCAGCAACACAAUGGCAGCUCGUACAAGGACCACAAGGGCCAAGGCCCGACACCGUCCCGAGAGCCAUUCCUCCACAUUUUCCCCCCAUGCAACCCGUCCCCGUUGUCGUGGGAGUGCCUGUUGCUCCGCCGCCAGUACUUUUGCUCGUCCCCCAUCCUCAGAGGCCACCGCACCCAGGGCCUUGGGGGCUUCAACAGCAGCACACUGGAGUACCUGGGGGGCCCUUCCAUCAUCCGCAGCAGCACACGGGGCCGCGGGGGCCCUUCCGUCACCCGCAGCAGUUCUGGGGGCCGCGGGGGCCCUUCCGUCACCCGCAGCAGUUCGGGGGGCCGCGGCAUCCCUUCCAUCAGCCUCAGCCGCCAAUGGGGUCUGUGCCGCUAUUGCCACCGCAGCACCCCUAUCAACAGAGGCCGAGUGCUGGGCCUCUGUUGCUUCCACCGAGGCCGCAUUUGCAAGCGCAGCCUCCGGGGCCGUUUCCGCAGCCGCAGCAGCACCACACGGGGCUUGGGGCGUCGUUCCCGCCGCAGCACCAGCAGCAGCAGCAAGAGAGCGUGGGGCAGUUGCCUCCGCAACCGCAGCAGCACCACACGGGGCUUGGGGCGUCGUUCCCGCCGCCGCACCAGCAGCAGCAGCAAGGAGAGGCUGUGGGGUACGAGGGGCCGCAGCAAGAGCAAGAGACAUCUUGGGGGCUGUGGUUGCCGCGGGAUGUGCUGGGGCGUUGGAUGGAUGCUGGGGGGAUGGAGGGGGCCGCGGGGGCUGCGGGCGGUUCUUUUACAGAACUUGAACUCGGAGAAGGUGACUCUUCUCCUCUCCCUUCCGGAGGCAUUCAAUUUGGGUUUCUUGACGAUGAUGAUGAUGAUGAUGAUGAUGAUGAUGAUGAUGAUGAUGAUGAUGACUGGGGAAGCAACUGGAGAACAACAGCGCCCAGAGGCGUGUUUCUUGGUUCUGAUUACACCGCACCGACUGCACCAGGAGCACAAAGGAGAACAGAAGGUCGAGACGCGGAACAGCGACGGCAGUAG
Messenger RNA from Eimeria acervulina, 3015 nucleotides. RefSeq lists its product as hypothetical. The coding region runs from base 1 to 3015 and encodes 1004 amino acids. Lineage: Eukaryota; Apicomplexa; Conoidasida; Eucoccidiorida; Eimeriidae. The record is from RefSeq and is a predicted model, not a curated record. The transcript has 2 exons.